AUGUCCGAGGCUGAUCUAAACGGCGCUAGAGAGAUCGGCCUCCCAACAAUGUGGGAUUUGACAUGGAUUCAUUCGACAGAACGAAUAGCGUGGCUUGCGAGGAAGUGGGGUGGAGGGGGUUGGCCUCCCGUUGACGACUGCUCUUGGCUCUUGACUCUCGACUCGGACGCGGACAACACGCAGGACCUCUUGUCGCUCCUGACUCGUCCAUUCCCAUACGGCAUGCAUGUCUCGGCGGCUGAUGGGACACGAAACCAAGGCCGUCAACCACGUUGCGACCACCCGAUGAGUCCCAGGGUCGACCUCUUAUGCGCCCUCUUGUCUCAAUAUCUGCGAGUAGCUUUGGGUUGCCGGUUCCACGUUUGCACCGGCCCGUUGCGGCAGGCGCAUCCUUGGCACAUGGAAGGAUCAACCGGUGGUUCCUCCGUCGCAAGGCAGGCGGCUUCCCAGUUUGAAAUCCCAGUUGGCCUCGUGUUGUAUGUAAUCGACGGCUGCAUCAGCCGUCCCAGUCCGCAACCCACCGAGAAACCAUGGGUUACUUCUUUCACAUCGGCAUUCGUAGACUCGGCCAUGUGGAGGUCAGCUGCAGCAAAAAGAAAAGACGGCGAGAUGAACCGGCUUGCUAGUCGGGUCACCUCGAGUCAUGAGGCGAAGAACUUCAUAGGCAUUGGUUGGGUCUCCAGAGAGGAGCAGUCACCCUACUUCGCCUGUGAUGGUGGGCAUCUCUGGGACAUUCUGUACCUGCCGCCUAUUGUUGAUUUUAGCAGGGUAGGUCGGCCGUUGGUCCCAGUGACGCGCCGAGCCCCAAGAACCAUACAGGACCACGUCUUCCAUGGCAUACAGAAUUGGAUUGCCCAGGAAAGCGCAUGCCGCCGUAUCUGCGUGCCGGCGGGCGGCAUGUCUGCCAACAUAAUGAUAUGGUGGAUUUGCGAACACUACUUCGUAUUUGCUCAUCACCUCGGCCAGACCCACUUUCCCAACCCCAAGGAAUGGACCCAAGAAAGGGAGGAAGGGCUGUUCCUACAUGGGUUCAGGGACGGCAACUGCCUUGAAUCUGAUGAAAGGGUGAAGGAGAUAGCUGGCCAGAACAACAAUCCUAGGAGCUUGCAUAACACGGCUUUUGGCCUGAACACUUGCAUUCGAGCCUACGGAGUACAGAACCGAGUUGCAAGGCCGGUUCUCCCAGCUGUGCCACCUUGGACUGCAUCGCGAUCCGUCAACUUGCCUCUGAUUCCAUUUAUGAUCCAGCCUUACGGCCCUGCGUUGUCCCCCUCAGCACAGGCCCAGCAAGCAGGAACGUCAGACGAAGAAUGGGUGUCUGGCAACGAAUGGUUACGCAUUGGCCUCAAUGCGUCCAAUGCCAUCCCGCCACCGUCGAUGAUUCGCACCAAACCUCAGAGAGAGAUCGAACGAGCUGUGAUAUGCUUGCUCGAGUACUCGUCGAACGGCUUGCGAUGA
This is a messenger RNA of Sodiomyces alkalinus F11, 1458 nucleotides long. RefSeq lists its product as hypothetical. Lineage: Eukaryota; Fungi; Ascomycota; Sordariomycetes; Glomerellales; Plectosphaerellaceae. The record is from RefSeq and is a predicted model, not a curated record. The transcript is spliced from 16 exons. The coding region runs from base 1 to 1458 and encodes 485 amino acids.